GAACCCACGCCGGGUCCGAGUGCGAGGCUGGACAGUUUCGGUGCAACAACGGCCGGUGCAUCCCAACUCUUUGGAUUUGUGACGAUGAUGACGACUGUGCUGACAGCAGCGAUGAGGAGAACUGUCGAAAGAAGACAUGUGCAUCCACAGACUUCACCUGUAAUAAUGGCCAGUGCCUGCCUGGUAGGUGGCGCUGUGACGGAGAAGCAGAGUGUAUGGAUGGCUCCGAUGAGGCCGAUGCGAUAUGCGGCCGACAGACUUGUCCACCGGAGAAGUUUGAUUGUGGAGGGGCUGCAAGCAAAUGUGUUUCAWUGUCAUGGCGAUGUGACGGAGAAAGAGACUGUGAGAACGGGGCAGACGAGGACCAGUGCGCUGCAGAUGCCAAGGCCUGCCCCUCCAAAGACUUCCAGUGCCGUAACGGAAAGUGCGUGGCGCCCGUCUACGUCUGUGACGGAGACAACGACUGCGGAGAYGCCAGCGACGAGGAGAAGUGCUCCGCUCCCACCUGCGGCCAGCACGAGUUCCGCUGCAACGACUCGGAGUGCAUCCCAGCCYUGUGGAGCUGCGACGGGGACCCGGACUGCAAGGACAAGUCAGACGAGUCCAUGGAGCGCUGCAGCCGCAGGACCGAGCCCCAGAAACCCCGCUGCCCGGUGGGCGAGUUCCAGUGCGGCAGCGGCGAGUGCGUGCACAUGAACUGGAAGUGCGACGGCGAYGCAGACUGCAAGGAUAAAUCGGACGAAACCAACUGUCCCCUGCUCACGUGUCGACCCGACGAGUUCCAGUGCGGCGACGGCUCCUGCAUCCACGGCACCAAACAGUGCAAUAAAGUUUACGACUGCCCUGACUACAGCGACGAGGCGGGCUGUGUCAACGUUACAAAAUGUGACGCACCAAAGAAGUUCCGCUGUAAAAACGGGGAGUGUGUCGACAGCAACAAGGUGUGCGACGGGGUGAAGGACUGCAAGGACUGGUCUGAUGAACCCGUGAAGGAUUGUGGCCUGAACGAGUGCGCGGACAACAAUGGCGGCUGCUCCCACAUCUGCCGGGACCGGAGAAUCGGUUUUGAGUGUGACUGUCCCUCUGGAUACAAGCUGCUGGACAAAAAGACUUGCGGAGACAUUGACGAAUGUGAGAACCCAGACGCUUGCAGUCAGAUCUGCAUCAACUACAAAGGGGAUUAUAAGUGCGAGUGCUAUGAAGGCUACGAGAUGGACCCGGCCUCCAAGACCUGCAAAGCUGUGGGAAAAAGUCCUUACCUGAUGUUCACAAACCGCCAUGAGAUCCGUCGCAUCGACCUGCUAAAGAGUGAAUACACACAGGUGGUUCCAACACUGAAGAAUGCUGUGGCCCUUGAUGUCGAUGUGUCCACAAACAAGAUGUUCUGGUGUGAUCUGUACCAUCGUAAGAUAUACAGUGCGUACAUCAACGAAGCCAGUGACUCAUCGCAGCAGGUGACGCUGAUCGACUCGCUCCACUCCCCGGAGGGGCUGGCUGUAGACUGGGUCCACAAGAACAUCUACUGGACYGACUCGGGCAACAAGAGCAUCUCUGUCGCCACAGGAGACGGCAGGAAGAAAAAGGUGCUAAUAGCCACUGAGCUUAGUGAGCCACGGGCCAUCGCAGUGGACCCACACCAAGGGUUUAUGUACUGGUCCGACUGGGGAGAUCAGGCCAAAAUUGAGAAAGCUGGGAUGAAUGGAGUAGACAGACAAGUUCUGGUGUCUGAUCAUAUAGAGUGGCCGAAUGGAAUCACUCUAGAUUUGUCUAACAGGCGUCUCUACUGGGUGGACUCCAAGCUGCACCUGCUGUCAAGCGUGGAUCUGAACGGAGACAACCGCAAAGUGCUGCUCUCCUCCCACCACCACCUCGGACACCCMUUCGCCCUCACAGUGUUCGAGGAUCGAAUAUAUUGGACAGACUUGGAAGACGAAGCGAUCUACAGUGCAAACCGACUGACGGGACACGACGUGGCGAAGGUAGCAGAGGACCUUAAUAACCCUCUGGAUCUGGUGGUGUUUCAUGAACAGAGGCAGCCUAAGGCUCCUGACACUUGCAACAUGGGCAGUCUACCCAACGGUGGCUGUGAGUAUCUCUGCUUGAAGGCCCCUCAGAUCACAGACCACUCCCCGAAGUACACCUGUGCCUGUCCUGACGGCAUGGAGCUGGGACCAGACAUGAGGCGCUGCGCUGUAGUUCGACUCAGGACCACCACCAGCACAACRACUUCCACUACAACAACAACAGCAGGCACUACAACGACUACCACCCCUAUGACCAGCACUACCACCACGACUCCCACCACAACAAGCACCACGACCACCUCGGCCUCCACCACGCCGAGGCCCACGCCCAGGCGCCUAACGACGCCAGCGCCCCCUCAGACCUCCAGAAGCAGCAGAAGUACAGAGCGCCCUCAGACACUCGCGGCCACGAGCACAGAGACRACCAGUCUCAGCAGCACCACCAGCCAGACGUCAACAUCCACACGCACACCCCUACUGGGCUCAUUGGUCCCCAACAGCAUUCAGAAAGAGACCAACGCCAACCUGUCUCACAGAGCUGCAAGUGAUCACUACCUCAUAGGUAACAACAUCACGGUAGCUGUUUUGGGAAUAGUCAUUCCGAUCGUCCCUAUCCUUGCCACAGUGGUCAUCGGAUUGCUCUGCACCGGCGGCUACCUGGUCUGGCGCAACUGGCGGCGCAAAAACACCAAGAGCAUGAACUUCGACAACCCCGUCUACCGCAAAACCACGGARGACGACGACGACGAGAUCCACAUCGGGCGCCACAGCGAAUCCAUCGGUCACAUCUACCCGGCAGUGAGUGGCAGCCACAGCCAGCCGUUCAUAGCGCUCCCGCUAGGGGGCGGCGUCACAGACAGCAACUCUCACUGGUACUCAGUGGCGCCCAUGCUCUCCAGUGGCAAAUGAGAGAGAAGCGACGGGAAUAAGGGAGUGU
Messenger RNA from Austrofundulus limnaeus, 2961 nucleotides. RefSeq names its product low density lipoprotein receptor-related protein 8, apolipoprotein e receptor (gene lrp8). The record is from RefSeq and is a predicted model, not a curated record. Lineage: Eukaryota; Metazoa; Chordata; Actinopteri; Cyprinodontiformes; Rivulidae. Gene Ontology annotation, cellular component: plasma membrane; signaling receptor complex. Gene Ontology annotation, molecular function: calcium ion binding; protein binding.